AUGGUUUUAAAUUGCGGUUGCGGUCGCGGAUGCGGUUGCGGAUGUAAUGUUGCGAUUGCGGCCCUUGCGGCUGCUGCGAUGCGCAUUGCGGCCGUUGCGGUGUUUGAUGCAAAUUUUAGUGUUGUUAGACGUGUGAUUACAAAUCACACCGCAAUUGCGGCCCGAUGCGGAUGCGGAGAUUACCGCAUCAGCAAUAUUGCGGCCGCAAUUGCGGUUGCGGACCGCAAUUUAAAACCAAUUAAUACUACUACACUUGUUUCCAACCAAAAUAUCAAAACCAUGAUGUUUGGUGAAUCUCUUGUUUUGUGUUUCCUUUCACUUCUGUUAUUCUCUCCAUUUGCAACCUCAGAGGAAUGCAACCCACAAGACAAGAAGGCAUUGCUCCAAAUCAAGAAGCAUUUCAACACAUCUAAAACUCUUCAAAACAUAUGGAAUCCAAAAACAGAUUGUUGUAUCUGGGAUUGGAUCGACUGCGACCCAUCCACCAACCGUGUCACCGGCCUCGUUAUGACAUUCGACUUCAACGUCCCAAGCACUGAUAUCGUUGGCCAUAUACCUUCUUCAGUUGCUCAACUCCCUUAUCUCGACCACCUCGAAUUCAACGGUUUACCCAAACUCACCGGCACAAUCAACCCCGUUAUCUCCCACCUCAAACAUCUCAAGCAUCUUGUCAUUUCUUCCACUGGUAUCUCAGGUACAAUCCCGUCUUUCUUGAGCCAAUUCCAAAACCUCGAAGUUCUCGAUCUAUCCCGUAACAGUUUCACCGGAACCAUACCAAGUUGGCUUUCUCAGUUGCCUAAGAUAACAACCUUACGCUUGAACGAUAACAAGCUUACCGGCCAAAUUCCAAACUCAUUUAGUAGUAGACUAUCAUUUAGUUCCUUCAAGAAACCCGGGCCAGAUAUAUAUCUAUCAAACAACCGUCUUUCUGGCCACAUUCCUGCUUCACUGGGCCAACUAGAUCCGGAGUCGAUAGACUUAUCGGGGAACAAGCUGGAAGGUGAUGCUUCUUUUCUUUUCGGGAGCAAGAAAAGGACACAGGCCAUUGACCUUUCGAGGAACUUGUUGUCGUUUGAUCUUUCAAAAGUGGGUGUUCCAAAGAGUUUGACAUUUUUGCAUCUGGAUCAUAAUUAUAUAUAUGGGAAGGUUCCACAGGCAUUGACCAAAGUGGACGACUUGGGGCGGUUUAAUGUGAGUUAUAAUUUGUUGUGUGGUGAGAUACCGCAGGGUGGGCGUGCGGAUUUGCAAAGGUUUGGUGUGUUGGCUUUUUAUCACAACAAGUGUUUGUGUGGGUCACCCCUUCCCAAAUGCAAGUGAUAAACAAGAGGCUGCUCAAGUUAAAAAUGAAUGUCUUGUUUUAAUAACAACUUUUAUUUAUGUACCAAUUUGAAUUUGUAUGCAAUGUUCAAUGUUCAACUGAUAAGUUGAGCUGCUGUUGUACUUUUGAUUAAUUGUUUGUACUUCAAGUUUAAACUAUGUAACCUAAUACUGAAGUAUACGAGUCUAACAAAUUUAUGUUUGCAUUAAAUCCAUAGAUUCCAAAGGCUAUACCAUGUGCAAAAGAGAUGACUUUUUAUCUCGUUUCAAAUAAACUAAUAUGCAGCAAUAGAUAUCAAAGCUGGUUAUUGAUUUGUUCCCCCAAUUUUAUUUUCUCCCUCUAGAUUCUCUGUAUCCUUUACUUAAGGCCGGUUGCUUAAAAAAAAAUAAGGGACCGGGGCUUCGGCUUCGACUUCGACUUGAGAUCAAGAAAUAUUGAUGCUAUUUGUCCGUACAACGAUUAUCUUCCUGAAAAUAUGUGAUAAUAUGCCAAAAAAAACAAAGAGAUCUGGAUUUGAAAACUACUGUAACUAGUCCUUAAUGAGUUUCUAACAAAAAAUUAUGCCAAUCUCUUUUGAAAGCAGGUUAUAUGUCAUACGUUGCUCCUUCAA
Vicia villosa (hairy vetch) is the source of this 1928-nucleotide messenger RNA. RefSeq names its product polygalacturonase inhibitor-like. Lineage: Eukaryota; Viridiplantae; Streptophyta; Magnoliopsida; Fabales; Fabaceae. Gene Ontology annotation, molecular function: protein binding. The transcript is spliced from 4 exons. The coding region runs from base 1 to 1317 and encodes 438 amino acids. The record is from RefSeq and is a predicted model, not a curated record.